This is a messenger RNA of Amphiprion ocellaris (clown anemonefish), 2630 nucleotides long. RefSeq names its product granulito (gene gra). The transcript has 6 exons. Lineage: Eukaryota; Metazoa; Chordata; Actinopteri; Pomacentridae. The coding region runs from base 1997 to 2377 and encodes 126 amino acids. The record is from RefSeq and is a predicted model, not a curated record.
AUUGAUGAAAUCUCUUCUUUAUAAUGUAAAACAAGCGUUUAGAGCCAGUAGCUUUACUUGUAUGAGUUGUUAUUGCAGCGUUGCAAGCUGAAAUGAUAGUUUAGCUCAGUUUAAACUCCUGCAUCAUAUUCUAGUUGACUUUUCCAUCGCUUUAAAUUAGUUCAUCGACUCGUUUUUAAAGGUUUUAGGGGUUGACUACCUAACAGUGAUUCCUAAACGUUAAACUGAACCGCUAGUGCCGCCGUUAGCCGUUUGCCGUUAUCCUGCCGUCCACAGAUUCCUGCCAUUAAACGCUGUGUGAUGAGCAGCAGGAGGGAGACACCUGUUUACCAAAGUUACUUAUUUACUUCGCAAUUGAACUACGGGCGUUUUUUUAAACUAGUUGUGUUCACGGAUUAUUGAUUUAGGGGAGAUUAUCUUAUAGUCAAGCUAAAGUUAAGUUUGUGUAACCUGUAGCAUCCGCAGUUAGCUAGCUGCUGUGCUACCUCCAGCCUGGUACAUCACAAGUCACUAGCAGUUUUUUUUGUUGUUUUUAUGUUUUCUACGGGACUCUACUUGAAUUACGAGUUAGUUUAUCUAACAUACUUAUAAUUUAUCUAAUGUUAAAUUCAUUAUCUGUCUGUUCAGAAUUGGGAAAAUCAGUUGAAGCCACACAUUUAAAAAUAAUCCAUAUAUAUUCCCUAUAUUCUAUUGAAUAAAGGUUCUAAGUAUUUCUCAUCUGUGGCCUUAGUUGUGGCUCACCAAGCUUAAUUACAUUAUUAAAGCAAUACAGUUAAGCCUUUAAUUAUUUACACCCAUCACAAAUUUUGAUUUAUAAUGAUUUUGUAUUUGACCAUCACAUUUUUCCUAGUUGGAAAUGACUCAAACAAGUGGCAAAAAAACAGUAAAACAUUGUGGUAGAGAUGUUAAAUAUAUUUAAACUAGUCUGUACAGUUUAAUAUAUUUAAACUGUACAUUUUUACUAAAAGUGCCAUGUGCAAUAUUAAUCAGCUAAAUAAUCAGUAUCAAAGCCUUUAUUUUUUACCACCUCAAUCAAUAGUUUUUCUGCAUGUCUCCACUGGAAUUUUGUUUCACUGAUCUUUGUGGCGAUCUCCAGCUUUUUUAUGUUUUUGUAUGUUUUGCAAAAAAUGCCAUGCUCAGAAUCAUUCAUAUCCUUUCUCAGAUAUGCAUCAUGACUCUUGUUGGCCACCACAUGAAUCAAGCACUUCAUGUCUAAACUAAUGGGCUUCAGAUGAGAUUUUGGACCACUCCUUUUUUUCUCCUUAUGCUGUGUUUUUGACAAACUUGCAUGCGGAGUCCCUAUUGGUCUGCAUCAGUGAAGAUUAGCCUUAUUGUAAUGCUAGCAGAACUGCUCACAUUUAUCAGGAUAUUCUUGGUGCUAAUCCUUCUAUCCUUGUUGAGGCCCCUGUAAGAUUUUUCACAGUGUUGAACUCCUUGUACUUUUUCAUUUUGCUCUCACUGCAGCUUCUGACACUUUCACAUGACUUUAUAGCCUUUAAACUUAUUGUGAGCGACCACAACAGACACUUGUUUCUUAGUGAUACAGACUUAUAACGAGCUUACUGAGCUCUUUGGUUUCAACUAUGAAUUGUAAUUGACUCAUAGUGGAUUAGAGAACUACUGCAUCAGCUGUUAGAACAGUAUAGCGGCUGCAUUUUCUCAGAUAUUUGUGACAAUUUCAAGAUGGAUGAACACUUUUGCACAUGACACUUUUAGUAACAAUUCAAAUAGUGAACUUUACCGUUCAUCUACAUAUCAGACACAAUCUCUCACCAUCUUUUUUUCCCACAUUUUUAUGCCAUUUCCAGCCAACAGAAACCUAUUGGUCAAAUAAAAAAAAGCAUAAAAAGUCCAAAUCUGGCAUGGGUAUAUUGAAAGAUUAUUAGCUAAUGUCUGCUUCUAUUAAUGGAAACACUGCUCAGUAUAUCUAUAUAUAACAAGCAAGCCUUGUAGAACACAGUAGCUUUAAACACAUUUGAACCUCACUAAUUCCAGGAUGGAGGUGUCAAGAAGAAGAGUCCUCCAAAAGCACCUGGAGCCGGCGAGACCUCUGCGCCGCUGCAUCCAUGCUGAGAUGGGUGACUACUCGGCUCUAGCUGAGUCCCAAAUAAACGCUGCUGCAUGUGCACAGAACCUGAUGAAUCAAGAGACCAACAUUGGCAUUGAGCAGUUUUACAAGAUCGUCAACCUCCACAAACAGAAAAAAGCUAGGAUAUCUUACACAAGGGAUUUUUUAAUCGCUCUGGCCAGUUGUCCUGAGGCUAAGAAGAAGCCAGAAUUCUUGCCAGAGCAUCCGAUAGUCCUAACCAAGGCAAGAGAUCCUGGGAACCUGAGGCUUCCUCAAAUGAGGUGGAAUGGUGAAAAAGAUGAAGUGUGAGCUUAAAGAGGGUGGCAGAAAGACUUGACUUCCCUUAAAGAAAUUUGCACAGAUCUUAUUGUGUACUGCUGAGAGUGUUUGUGUUUUCUUUUUCUUUUUUUGCUUUUCUUUCUCAAUUUAACUUUUUUUAAAUUUGCAUACAUUUGCCUGACGACCGUUGCUGUGAGAGUAUUGCAUUUCUGCUUGGUAAUUUUGUUAACAGUGAAAUAUUUCUCUUGUAUGAAAAAAUAUUAAUGGAUGCUUUUCAACUCUG